This is a messenger RNA of Octodon degus (degu), 1602 nucleotides long. It is a transcript of the gene Saxo1, whose product is annotated as stabilizer of axonemal microtubules 1. Lineage: Eukaryota; Metazoa; Chordata; Mammalia; Rodentia; Octodontidae. The transcript is spliced from 4 exons. Gene Ontology annotation, molecular function: microtubule binding. The record is from RefSeq and is a predicted model, not a curated record. Gene Ontology annotation, cellular component: centriole; cytoskeleton; ciliary basal body. Bases 172 to 1602 code for a protein of 476 amino acids. Gene Ontology annotation, biological process: microtubule anchoring.
CCCUGGGUGCAGCGGGGUGGCCAGGCCGGCGCCGUGCACGCUCGCGCUGCUCGCUGCCCACGGGCCUCGGGAGGGAGCGGACAGCGGGCCUCGCAAGGCGCUGCCCAGGCGGUGUCUGCAGCAAGCACGCCCAGCCGGCCGGCGGCGGGGCCUCGCGCGCUCGGAGGGACCAUGGCGCCCUCCAGGAGGACGUGCCUCUGCGACCUGUGCUCCUGCGGGCGGCACCACUGUCCACAUAUUCCUACUAAGAUUUAUGAUAAGACAGAGAAACCAUGUCUUCUCUCCGAGUACACCGAGAACUACCCUGUCUACAACUCGUACCUGCGCAGGGAGUCCUUCAAGCCCAGGCUGGAGUACCAGCGAGGCUCCAUACCGAUGGAAGGCCUGACCACGUCCAGGAGAGAUUUUGGGCCGCACAAGGUGGUGCCAGUGAAAGUCCACCAGCCUGACCAGUUCAUCCGGAGCGAAGAGAACAUGGAUUUGCUCACGACAUAUAAGCAAGACUACAACCCCUAUGUCGUCGGCCGCGUGGGCCCCAUCAAGCCUCGCGACAGCAAAUUCCCCUGUGCUGACAAGAUGGAGUGUCUGCCUACCUACAAAGCUGAUUAUAUACCUUGGAACCAGCCAAGACAGGAGCUGCUCCGUCCACCACACCAUUACCGGCCAGCGUCCAAGUUUGACAGCAGAACCACCCACCAGGAUGACUACCCCAUGAAGGGCCUCGUGACCACCAGAAGCUGCAAGCCCCCCCCCAUGCCGAAGCUCUGCAGCGUCCGCCUGGAGGACCUGACCAGCUACAAGAUGAGCUACGUGCCACACCCCGUGGAGAAGCGCUUCGUGUAUGAGGCAGAGAAGUUCAGACCCUGCGAAGUCCCCUUUGAGAGCCUUACCACCCACAAAGAAUCCUUUCAGGGCCUGCUAGGGGAGCCUGCGAAGAGCCUGAAGCCUCCAGCCAGGGGCCCUGGGCUGGAGGCUCCUUUCUCUACCACCACGGAGUUUCGGGACAAGUUUCAAGCCUGGCCCACACCCCAGGUGUUCUCCAGGGCCCCUGCCGCCUAUGUCCCUCCUGAAGAGAAGAUGGACCUUCUCACCACCACGCAGUCCCACUACACCUACCCUAAGGGCGCUCCUGCUCAGUCCUGCCGGCCGGUGCUCCCAGUGAAGAAGAGCAGCUGCUUUGAAGGCUCCACCACCACCAGAGAGGACUACAAGCAGUGGACCAGCGCACGGACAGAGAUGGUCAAGCCCCUUCCCCAGCUGAGCUGCCCCACUGAGCCCCUGGAAUGCCUGACCACCACGAAGGCCCACUACGUGCCCCACCUACCUGCCAAUACCAGAAGCUGCAAGCCCAUGUGGCCCGGCCCUCGAGGGAAUAUUCCCCUGGAGGGCCAGACCACCUAUGCCAUCAGCUUUACUCCCAAAGAAAUGGGCAGGUGCCCAGCCUCGUACCCCGAGCCCCCUGGCUACGUCUUUGAGGAGGUGGAUGCUUCGGGGCACAAGGUGUACAGGCCCGUCUCCCAGGCAGGCCCUGGGCAGUACAGCCAGCCUUCUGUGGGCGCCACAGAAAGCACUCACCAGAGGGAGUUGGCAGUGUUAGCUUGA